AGUGUUUGAUGUGUGGUGCAGGAGUGGCGUGGUGGAGAAGAUGAUGAAGGACAGACAUCAAGAGGAAUUCCACAAAACGCAGAGCAACAAUUUGGUGACCUGUCCAAAUGCUUCCUUCACUGAUCUGGCUGAGAUCGUCUCACGGAUUGAGCCAGUCAAACCAGCUCUUGUGGAUGAUGAAUCGGACUAUCACACCGACAAUGAAGAGGAGAUGGCAGAGAGCGCUCUGUCAGACAUUGAGCUUUACAGCCAUUACAGUGAGCACACAGUGGAGGAACUGACCGCAGACACUGUAGGUCUCACAUACACAUGCAGACUUAAAGGGACAUCAUGUCAACCUUGUCUUGCACCAAAACAGUUCUAA
This is a messenger RNA of Sinocyclocheilus rhinocerous, 364 nucleotides long. Its product is annotated as patatin-like phospholipase domain-containing protein 7. Lineage: Eukaryota; Metazoa; Chordata; Actinopteri; Cypriniformes; Cyprinidae. The transcript has 3 exons. The record is from RefSeq and is a predicted model, not a curated record. Bases 41 to 364 code for a protein of 107 amino acids.